Osmia lignaria (orchard mason bee) is the source of this 1657-nucleotide messenger RNA. The record is from RefSeq and is a predicted model, not a curated record. NCBI's taxonomy places the organism in Eukaryota, Metazoa, Arthropoda, Insecta, Hymenoptera, Megachilidae.
UGUGAUCCUGGUAUUAGGAGCAGUUCAAAAACGCCAAAUCCAAGAUGGCGCUGAUCAAAUUUUUAAAUGGCCGGUGUAGAAAUUGAGUAUGAAAUUGAAUUCGAACAUGUGAAUAAGGUGGAAUUCAAUAAAUAAAUCCAUCGAAAGACGAUCGACAAUUGUAGAUUAUAUAAAAAUAAAGUAAUGGAACGUGGAAAUUCUUAACAGUGUAAAAGAUGUCUAAUGUGUUUAAUGAACUUCCUAUAGAGAAUGACAGUUAAUUAAAAUAGCAUUUGAACGUGAAUUUAAACUUUAAAAAUGCUCUACGCGUCUAAAAGAUCAGAAAUGAAGGAUGAACUUGUGAAAAUGGGAAUAUCGCGGAACGUCGAGAUGCUGCAUAUUUUAUCUGCACCGGUUAUUGCGUUACGACACGCAUUCUCUGUAUUAUUACUCUUUUCGUCGUAUUGCCCUGCCAUUCACUCGCUUGUGAAUGUUUAAAAACGAGAUAUGGCUGGCCCUUUCUUUUUUCAUGAUAUUCUAUUAUUCGUGCCAUUUACUAUUCGAAUGAAUGUAAUCUUUCGUGAAAAAUUCAUCAAAACGAUUCAUCCACGGAAAACAUAACCUUAUUCAUGCAUACUAAAUACUCCAUUACGGGGAAUGAAUACUUGUUGCUUAUGUGUAACAUGUUAGAAGUUUCUGCAUUAUUUCCCUCUGAAAAUCGAUUUUUUAUGACAAUCAAAAUUCGUAAAUGGGUUGUUCUGCUAUAACGAUUUUCGAAAUUGGAAUGCAAAUCGAUACCAGGAUGAAGAGGCAAUCUGAUGGAAUACCUGGCGUAUUUACCUGUACAUACACAUUGCAAUUUCAGCAAGUAAAGAUGGAAAGAGAUAAGAUAAUAAAGCAACAAAAAUGUUUACUGAAAUCAAAUAUAAUUAUCGCUUCUAAUAACGUCGCCUUCGAUUUCUAGAUUCUAUCAGGAUUUCAGAAUAUGUACUUAGUAUCUAAUGAAAAUCAUGAUGCUCUGAACGUUGCCUAACAAGAUUAUAAUCAAGAGAUAAUAUGAGGGACGAGAUAUCAAUAUUUUUAGUAGUCGUUCUCGCGAUUGGAGGUCUACUGAUGAUGAGCGCAUUGUUGGCCUGUUAUGCGUGUAUCUUUCGAGAUCUGUGUUGUAGACCAGAGGAUAGAUCAAAGAGAAGACGUCCUCAAAGUCCUCAUAAUGAACCUGAUGACCCGAACAGGCCCAGAUGCGAUGCCAUGCUCUUGAAUGAUAUUACACAAGGAGAAAGCAUGCCUACGGAAUCUGAGAAAGUUUAAUUAAAUGAAAGAAUUCCAAUAUGAAAUUAAUAUUUAUGCCUGACGAUGAUGAUAGGGGAUGAUUAAUUAAUAAAAUGAAUGUGUCUUUCACCGUUAAUGAGUGUACAUACAAAGCAUAAACAGAAAUAAUUGGACUUUUAUUUCAAGUUUCUAUGUUGCAAAUCAAUGCAUUAUGUACAUAUUCAAAUACAUUCAUACAUAUAUACAUACGUUAUGUAUCAUAUAUAUAUAUAUGCAGCGAAUUUUAUGUAAUAAAAAAAUCUCUGAUAAAAAUAUUUAACAUCAUCUGGUUGCCAAUAAACGGCUAGCCACGUUACAUGGCUACAUCUACAUCUACAUUAGUAUAUAAAAUAAAUUUGUAUUUAUA